Molecule: messenger RNA, 1978 nt
Organism: Odontomachus brunneus
Lineage: Eukaryota; Metazoa; Arthropoda; Insecta; Hymenoptera; Formicidae
Gene: PIG-U
Product: phosphatidylinositol glycan anchor biosynthesis class U protein
Exons: 4
Coding region: 596-1882 (428 amino acids)
Biological process (GO): protein localization to cell surface; attachment of GPI anchor to protein
Cellular component (GO): GPI-anchor transamidase complex; membrane
Source: RefSeq, a predicted model, not a curated record
CAUGGCCCCUGCGCAAGGAUGACACGCAAAAUCGUGAAGCGUUCCACAUUUUUUGUCGAUUUUGACAUCUUUGUCAAUUAAAUUUUUUAUCGCAAUGGUAUUGUUUUAUUGCACGUGAGCUAUGUUCUCGAGGAAUUUCAGUCAAUCACGAAAUCUUGUUGCUUUUACGCUUCAUAGAAAAUGAAACUGAUGCAGUUUUAAGUGUGAGAGUCGGCACUGUUCGUACAUACGAGCAUACGAAAGUGAAAGCAUGGGAAUAACGAAUGCAGUCUCGAUGUUUUGAUCACUUUGGUGUGUUGUAUCAAGGAGCAAGUGUCACCAGCGUCGUCGAGACGACUGAUGGUUAAAGAUGUGAUGGUAUCUUCGAUCGCGACUUGAUCGCUCUGCAGGACAUCGCGAUUUCAAAUCGAUGUCGCUGUCACGUCAAUGCAAGUGAGAAUUAGAUGGGAGUGAGUUUCGUAAAAAUAACAGUUUAUUGAUAACAGGCAGAUUACAUCUCAACUAUGCUUGUCGAAACACCGGUGCCGCUCCAUUGAUAGGUUAUGUGCUGAAUGAGCGAAUGAAUCGGUUAUAGUGCGAGGUUGCGAUAGAUAAAAUGUUGAAGAAGUGGUUGUCGAAUUUCGCGCUGGCCGCCACUAUCAGAUGGUUGCUGAUGAAUUCCGAGUACCAAAAGAUCAUUAGCAACCGCGUCGAAGUGUCGACCGCUUUGAACUCCUGGAAAAGAGUGACCGAAGGAGUUUACCUGUAUAACUUUGGCAUUGAUCCCUAUGAAGGUGAUCUGUUUCAUGAGACUCCCAUUGGCUUAUAUGUCUUUAAUUUCAUGCAGAAGUAUCUGUCUCAGUGGGCUCUGUUUCUGUUGUUCAUUGUUACUGACUUAACAACAGCUGUAUGUCUUGCAAUUGCUGCAAAGCACUACGCAAUUGAGCUGGCAACAAAGAGAAAAGAAGAAAAAGCACAGGAUGAGGAUAAGAAGCUCAAUGAAGGUGUCUCAAGUGUAUCAGCUUUGUAUGUUUCCGCAGGGUAUCUAUUUAAUCCUUACAUCAUAUUGAACUGUAUUGGCCUCACGACUACAGUCUUUACCAAUUUGCUCUACUCGAUCGCACUGGUAUCCAUGACAAGACGUUCCAUACUAUGGAGUUGCAUCUCAAUAGCAUUGCUAACACUGCAAGAACUCUACCCCAUAUCGCUCAUGGUGCCGGCAGCUAUCUACGUCGCUAGUGUAGCGGGGGAUAAGAUCAAGAAGAUCAGAGUUAUUACGAUGUUGGUUGUAUUUGUGAGCAUCUUGGGAGCCUUGUUUGCUGUUUCCUACUACAUAAUGAGAAGCUGGUCGUUCCUGGGGAGCACAAUUGGAUUCAUCUUGACUGUCCCCGACCUGCGUCCGAACAUCGGGCUGUAUUGGUACUUUUUCACGGAAAUGUUUGAGCACUUUAGAUGGCUCUUCAUCGCGUCUUUCCAGAUAAACGUCAGUUUACUGUAUAUAGUCCCUCUAGCGCUGCGACUAAGACGCGACCCGAUGCUAUUAGCGUUCUCAUAUCUAGCGAUAGCUGCCAUAUUCAAAUCCUACCCGUGUAUCGGAGACGUCGGCUUUUAUAUAUCCUUGUUGCCGCUGUGGAAGCAUCUAUUUCAGCAUAUGCAACAAGGAUUUAUCGUAGGCUGUUUCGUGCUAUUCUGCACGGUUUUCGCCCCGACCGUGUGGCACCAGUGGAUUUACUCCAGAUCGGCGAAUGCCAACUUCUACUUCGGUGUAACGCUAGCGUUCGCCAUAGCGCAGAUCUUCCUCCUCACAGACAUCUUGUUCGCCAGUUUGAAAUACGAAUUCGCGGUUCAGCACGGUAACAAUAAGAAAGUCAAUGGAAACGAAGCUAAACUGCUCCUCGAAUAAUAAGCUUUUCUAGGUGAGAGAAUGUGUAAUACUUUGAACAAUGACACGUGUCUCUGAAUCAUUUGCCUCGUAUAAAAAUAAAUAGUUUUCUAUAAA